AAUCAACAAGAAAGUUAAUAAAAACAUAAGCAUACAUGUUAAUAUGUGGUAGCGGGUAAUCUAUAUGUGUGCUUACGUAUGUUUAUCAAGUGAAAUUUGUUCGCUAUUUGAACUUUGAUCGUAAUUACGAAAAAUCAGACAAAACAUAUAUUUAUAUUCAGUGUCACGGCUAGAUUCGAAAAAUUCAGUGAAAAAGUGUAUUUUUUAGGUCAACAUGAUAAAUACUGGAAAAUUAGCUGGUCGAACCCUUUUCAUAACGGGAGCAUCUCGUGGCAUUGGCAAAGCGAUUGCUUUGAAAGCAGCCCGUGAUGGUGCAAAUAUUGUAGUUGCUGCCAAAACAGCUGAACCACAUCCAAAAUUACCGGGAACCAUUUAUACAGCGGCCAAAGAGAUUGAAGAAGCCGGCGGAAAGGCGUUGCCACUUAUUUUGGACGUCAGAGACGAACAACAGGUUAAAUCAGUGGUGAAGAGUGCUGUUGAAAAGUUCGGUGGCAUUGAUAUUUUGGUGAACAAUGCCAGUGCAAUUUCAUUGACACCAACACUUCAGACGGACAUGAAACGAUAUGAUUUGAUGAAUAAUAUUAAUACUCGUGGUACUUUUCUUGUGUCCAAAGAAUGCAUCCCAUAUUUGCUAAAAAGUGAUCAUGCACAUAUUCUAAACUUGUCACCGCCAUUAAAUCUAAACCCAACUUGGUUUGGUAAUCAUGUGGCUUACACCAUUGCCAAGUAUGGAAUGUCGAUGUGUGUGCUAGGAAUGUCGCACGAGUACAAAGGUGAGAUCGGUGUAAAUGCGCUGUGGCCACGCACAGCCAUUGCAACCGCAGCUGUUGAAAUGUUAUUGGGUGACAAUAGUAGUCUUUACUCGCGUAAGCCGGAAAUAUGUGCAGAUGCUGCGUACUGUAUUUUAAGUCGUGAUCCGAAAACAACGACCGGCAACUUUUUCAUCGAUGAUGAAAUUUUGAAGGAAUCCGGUGUCACUGACAUGAUACAAUAUGCCUGCCAUCCGGAGAAUGCCGAUAAUCUAGUACCAGAUGCAUUUUUGGAUGUAGAGACUUCCAUAAAUAAUGUAUUCUCAAAGGCAACUAGUGGUGCUACACCGGGCCAAAUUGAAGGAUUAUUCAAAAAAAUUGAGAGCCACUUGAGCGAAGAAUUGGUACAAAAAGUAGAUGCUGUUUAUCAUUUUAAUGUAAAAGGUGAUGAGGCUGGUGUUUGGUUCCUCAAUUUGAAAGAAGGAAAAGGUAGUUGCGGCAAAGGCGAUGGUGGUGUCACACCUGAAGCCACAUUGACCAUGAAAUCGAAUGAUUUCUUCGACAUGUUUUCGGGUAAAUUGAAAGCAACGUCGGCGUUCAUGUCGGGCAAACUUAAAAUCACCGGCGAUUUAUCGAAAGCUAUGAAACUGGAGAAAUUGAUGGGCAGCUUGAAAUCAAAAUUAUAAAAAUAUUAACAUUUAUGAACGUAUUUUUGUAUUUGAGAUGGAAAUUAAUAAUUCAACAAAUUUUUUUAUUGUUAUUGUUUAUUGAAUGGAAACAUUUUUUUUAUAUAACGGCAUUGAUUUGGAAAAAAGAAGAGGAUAUUCGAAAAUGGGAGAAAAUGAUCGAGAUUUGUUAUAAUUUUAAUAUCGAAAAUAAAAAUAAACAUUGAAUCUGGAUAAGGGUA
Contarinia nasturtii (swede midge) is the source of this 1656-nucleotide messenger RNA. RefSeq names its product hydroxysteroid dehydrogenase-like protein 2 (gene Hsdl2). Gene Ontology annotation, cellular component: mitochondrion. NCBI's taxonomy places the organism in Eukaryota, Metazoa, Arthropoda, Insecta, Diptera, Cecidomyiidae. The transcript is spliced from 5 exons. The coding region runs from base 215 to 1435 and encodes 406 amino acids. The record is from RefSeq and is a predicted model, not a curated record.